Messenger RNA from Pochonia chlamydosporia 170, 1989 nucleotides. RefSeq lists its product as hypothetical. The transcript is spliced from 3 exons. The record is from RefSeq and is a predicted model, not a curated record. NCBI's taxonomy places the organism in Eukaryota, Fungi, Ascomycota, Sordariomycetes, Hypocreales, Clavicipitaceae. The coding region runs from base 1 to 1989 and encodes 662 amino acids.
AUGGCAACUCCCUCGGAGUCAACGUUCCCUCCUAGCCCUGAGUUUAGCUCAAUCGAGCGGAUUAGGGACCACCUCAGGGUUAUGCGAAAGUUCAAGGGAAUCCUAGAGGACACGCAGAACCCAUCUUCAAAUGACUCCUUCUAUCCUGCGUCCCCAGACAAUGGUUCCAGUCCAGAAAUGCAAGCCAGAUGGAGGCUGCAAUGUCUUUUAAUGAGCGCCGAGAUUCGAUACUCGAUGUACUUGCAGUUCUUAGAAAAAUGGGUGACUGCCAAUAGUGGUGCAUCAAAGGAUCAGUGGCCACUCCCACCAUGGGACGUGGCCAUUAUUUUCUACGCUCAUCUUCUCUCACCUUUCAACUUUCAGCGGGACAUUGAAUCAAAUUUCCCAAAGAUCUGGGCAGCAGAGGUUGAAUUUCCACUAUCAAGGAUGGCCUCAACCAACGCAGACGAGGCAAGCAAACGCGCCUGGGGAGAAGAGUACCCCAGUAUCCCAUACGAUACCAUCGCUUUCAAUGCUGAUGGCAACCAAACAUUCAUUACUGCAAAGAAUAAUAUGAACAUACAACGCUACACAUGCCGCUCAAGGAGUUGCCAAAAGAGGAAGGUUUAUGUGAUCCCCAUGGCAGAUUGGGCCAAAUAUAGAGUCGGAAGAAACAGCCUACAGUGUCCAGGUUGUAGGACGAGCUUCACCAGAUACUCCCAGUACGUGCACGACAGAGUACUGCGAUCUUCCCGCGUGGAGUUUGGCUUCCCAGUUUUCAAUCUAUGGGAGAGCCCACAGCGGCAAUUUUGCAAACAAGGGUUCGCCGACCGCGUUUUAGCUCUAGAUGAGGCUUAUAUCCUGGCCCCAGAUACCGUCACCCGCUACCUCCGGUUCCUACAGCUCAUGAAGGAGAACCAGUCCAUACUCGUGCCGACACUCGACAUCGAUCUCUUUUGGCACACACACCAGCUCUCACCUGCAGCCUACCACACAUACUGCAAGACGCACAUAGGCCAACGCAUUAAUCACGAUGACACUAUCCGCACCGGGGCGCGUUCUACAGCACAAGACCAGACAGCCCAUCUGUGGGCCAUGAAAUACAACGAAUCAUACUUUGAUCCGGAGAGCAAAGCAGCGAAGGACGAGAUCCAACGGCAAAAGAAGGCAUCUAAGCAAAAGGUGCGAGAGAAUGCAAAGGAGCUCGCGGCGUUCGACAAAACUCACCUGCAUGUGAAAGAUGCAUUUGACAGAGCAAACAACCGCAUGACACAGGAUGAAGCUAAAUUGCGAAAGAUGAGGGGCGUGGCGCGUGUUGUGCAAUCGGAGAUUACGGCCGAGGAGGAGGCAAAGGAAGCUGUCAAGCCAGCGAUACGAUUGUUUAAAAUGCGUCAUUACCGCGGACUAUCGCGACUACAAGUGCAACGACACGAGGCUACGGGCCGUCGGUUGAAAGAGGACUUGGCCCGCAAGCAGCGUGAGAUUGAGACUCUCGAUAAUGCUAUCUGGGAUUCAACACUUCCGGAACAAGAACGAUGCACUGCGGAGUGGGAAGCCGUGGAGGAGAGACGGCGUCGCUUGGAAACGACACUCAAGGGGAAUCUGGAUCGAGCGACAUUGGCUAUUGGACAGCCCAAAGACCCGAAGGACCGGUAUAACGGAUCAUGGCGUUCGAUCGUGCCUUCAGAAGUGCAGUGCAGUGUUUUUCCCGUCAUGAGCUACACGUCCGCGCCUACUAGAAGCACUGGGGGCGGAUAUGGAGGAGCUGCAGGAUCUACAGGAGGAGGUACAAGCGGAGGUGUAGGCGGCCUCGGUUUCGGUUUCGGCUUUGGGGUUGGCUUUGGUGGUUUUGGAUGCGGCUCAGGCUGCGGAGGCGGGUGCGGUGGUGGAUGUGGUGGAGGUUGUGGUGGUGGUUGCGGCGGCGGUGGUGGUUGUGGAGGUGGAGGAGGCGGUGGAUGCGGAGGAGGAGGAGGAUGUGGUGGUGGUGGAUGUGGUGGUGGAGGAGGUUGA